This is a messenger RNA of Tigriopus californicus, 1286 nucleotides long. Its product is annotated as prostaglandin reductase 1-like. The record is from RefSeq and is a predicted model, not a curated record. The coding region runs from base 192 to 1220 and encodes 342 amino acids. Gene Ontology annotation, biological process: prostaglandin metabolic process. NCBI's taxonomy places the organism in Eukaryota, Metazoa, Arthropoda, Copepoda, Harpacticoida, Harpacticidae. The transcript has 3 exons. Gene Ontology annotation, molecular function: 15-oxoprostaglandin 13-reductase [NAD(P)+] activity.
AGCGAAAAUUCUUGACAAAUUGCCAACAUCGCUCGAUGUUGUCAGAACAUCUCGAACGUCUUUUUGUUUUUGCCUUUACCUUCAAAACCAGUUGGCCUUAAAACUGAGAGAGGGCUCUCAAGUGUGGCCAAGUGUCAACUUACUGCCGCGUUUCUUUUUUCCCGGAAAGUUUUUUGGUCUCAACCUUCCUCAUGCCGGUGUUCAAACAAUGGUUGUUGUCCCGAAAGUGUCAUGAUCUGCCGUGCGAAGAAGACUUUGAAAUGCACGAAGAACACACAGUGGAUCUGAGAAAAGGGCAGGUUUUGUGCCGGGCUCUCUUUAUGUCUGUGGAUCCGAUUGUCAGAUUAUACAUGGCCUAUGGCAUGAGGCCUGGAGACCUUGUGCCUGGACGUCAGGUGGCCAGAAUAGUCGAGAGUCGAAACAAAGAGUUCCCAAAGGGCAAGUUAGUUUUUGGCAACUUGGGCUGGCAAACAUACUCAAUUGUCGACCCGGACUCCACUUUUGAAAUGAGUGGACUGGAGCUGCCCAUCGUGGAGAAUCUGCCUAGACAAUUGGACAAUUCUGGUCUCCCCAAGUCUGCUUGUCUGGGGGUCCUAGGCAUUCCCGGAUUGAUAGCUUAUAUGGCUUUGUUUUACGCCUGCAAAGUUCGAGGCGGUGAAACAAUUGUCAUAUCCUCAGCGGCGGGUCAAGUGGGACACAUCAUGGGUCAAAUUGCCAAAUAUCUCGGUCUCAAAGUAAUUGGUUACACGGGUAACUCUGACAAAGUAUCAUGGAUCAAGACUGACUUAGGGUUCGAUUGGGCGUUUAACUACAAAACCCAAGAUUUACGGUCUACCCUGAAAAUUGCCGCUCCCGCGGGGGUGGAUAUCUUCAUAGAUUCUGUGGGUGGUGUAUUUCACAAUGUUGUCUUAGAAAGUAUGGCUCAAAACGGCCGUGUGUGCAUUUUGGGGAACCUGGCUUCCUACAAUAAUCCUAAGGUUGUUCCCAUGGUCCCUGCCGUCGACAUGGCGAUUGCACUCAAGGAGCUUCGGAUAUUUGGCUUCAACGUCUUCAGACAUUUUGAUCGAAAAGAAGAGGCCUUGGACCAGCUUUUGGAUUGGUGUAAAGAUGGUAUCGUUCAACCUUUCGAGGAAACCGUGGAAGGAUUUGAAAAUCUGGCCAAAGCUUUCGUGAACCAAAUGGAGGGAAAGUCACAAGGAAAAGUCAUAGUGCGAGUCUAGGUAGAACUUUAUCAGUAACAUCAUCAAUCGAAUUGUGGGAAAUAUAUCAUUAUGCGUCACAGUUGA